Messenger RNA from Loxodonta africana (African savanna elephant), 6035 nucleotides. It is a transcript of the gene KCNV1, whose product is annotated as potassium voltage-gated channel modifier subfamily V member 1. The transcript has 4 exons. Gene Ontology annotation, cellular component: membrane; voltage-gated potassium channel complex. Gene Ontology annotation, molecular function: protein binding; voltage-gated potassium channel activity. The record is from RefSeq and is a predicted model, not a curated record. Gene Ontology annotation, biological process: protein homooligomerization; potassium ion transmembrane transport. Bases 239 to 1954 code for a protein of 571 amino acids. Lineage: Eukaryota; Metazoa; Chordata; Mammalia; Proboscidea; Elephantidae.
UCCCUCUGCUCCUGCCACGCCCCACUGCUGUUGCUGGGAUCCGCUGGGCGGGUGGCUCCGUGCGAGUGCAGGCGGGGGCGGCCACGCUCAGCCUGAGCCGAGGACCCGGGAGCUGGCUGCAGGGGAGGCACCGCAACAAGCGCCUCCUCAGACAUCUCCAAGUACUGUGGGCCAGGCCGGAACCAGGAGGAUCAAAGGAAAGCUAUGUAACCGACGGCGGCGGCUGAGCGCAGCCCAGAUGUGCCAGGAGCUCCAGAUCCCUAGGACCGAGGGGAACCCGAGCGCACGGGGUGGAGAAAGGAGGGGUGCGCGAGUGGGAAGCAGCCCGCAAGCUCAGAUCUCGGGAAACCCCGGCCGCCACCAGGGGCCGCGCCACCGCCCUCACGGGACCCAGGCUUCCGGAGCACUCCCAACUUUGUGGUGCCCUCAGGCAGCCGCCACCGGGAUGGAGCUGCCUCCCCGCCGCCAGGCGCUGCUGGACUCGCCGCUAGACAGCGGCUCCCUGACCUCGCUGGAGUCGAGCGUCUUCUGCAGCGAAGGCGAAGGGGAACCCCUGGCGCUAGGGGACUGCUUCACGGUCAACGUGGGCGGCAGCCGCUUCGUGCUGUCGCAGCAGGCGCUGUCCUGCUUCCCGCACACGCGCCUGGGCAAGCUGGCGGUGGUGGUGGCCUCCUACCGCCGCCCGGGAGCCCUGGCCGCCGUGCCCAGCCCCCUAGACUUCUGCGACGACGCCAACCCCGUGGACAACGAGUACUUCUUCGACCGCAGCUCGCAGGCGUUCCGCUACGUCCUGCACUACUACCGCACCGGCCGCUUGCACGUCAUGGAGCAGCUGUGCGCCAUCUCCUUCCUCCAGGAGAUCCAGUACUGGGGCAUCGACGAGCUGAGCAUCGACUCCUGCUGCAGGGACAGAUACUUCAGGAGAAAGGAGCUGAGUGAAACUUUAGACUUCAAGAAGGAUGCAGAAGACCAGGAGAGUCAACAUGAGAGUGAACAGGACUUCUCACAGGGACCUUGCCCUACUGUCCGCCAGAGGCUCUGGAACAUCCUAGAAAAACCUGGGUCUUCCACAGCUGCCCGAAUCUUUGGGGUCAUCUCCAUCAUCUUUGUGGUGGUGUCCAUCAUCAACAUGGCGCUGAUGUCAGCUGAACUAAGCUGGCUGGACCUGCAAUUACUGGAAAUCCUGGAGUAUGUGUGCAUUAGCUGGUUCACCGGGGAGUUUGUCCUGCGCUUCCUGUGUGUGCGGGACAGGUGCCACUUCCUGAGAAAAGUGCCCAACAUCAUAGACCUCCUCGCCAUCUUGCCCUUCUACAUCACUCUCUUAGUGGAGAGCCUGAGUGGGAGCCAGACCACCCAGGAGCUGGAAAAUGUGGGGCGCAUCGUCCAGGUUCUGAGGCUGCUCAGGGCUCUGCGUAUGCUAAAGCUUGGCAGACAUUCCACAGGUUUACGCUCACUUGGAAUGACAAUCACCCAGUGUUAUGAAGAGGUCGGCCUACUGCUCCUAUUUCUGUCUGUGGGAAUUUCUAUAUUUUCAACUGUGGAGUAUUUUGCUGAGCAAAGCAUUCCUGACACAACCUUCACAAGUGUCCCUUGUGCAUGGUGGUGGGCCACAACAUCCAUGACUACCGUGGGGUAUGGGGACAUUAGACCAGACACUACCACGGGCAAAAUCGUGGCCUUUAUGUGUAUAUUAUCAGGAAUCCUUGUCUUGGCCUUGCCUAUUGCUAUUAUUAAUGACCGCUUCUCUGCUUGCUACUUCACCUUGAAGCUCAAGGAAGCGGCAGUUAGACAGCGUGAAGCGCUAAAGAAGCUUACCAAGAAUAUAGCCACUGACUCAUAUAUCAGUGUUAACUUAAGAGAUGUUUAUGCACGAAGUAUCAUGGAGAUGCUUCGAUUAAAGGGUAGAGAAAGAGCAAGUACUAGGAGCAGUGGAGGAGAUGAUUUCUGGUUUUGAAUUCACUUUCAAUUAUUUAUAAAUGCUUAUGAAAAAUUAACUCCAUUGAUAAAGCCCUGAUAUGAUAUCUCUAUAAGUUGAUGAGUCUUUUUUGAGCCCUAUCUGUCUUAAUUUUUGCUGAUAUGUUGCUUAAUGUACUAGAGUAUUUCACACCCCCCAUAAUAACUGCGAACAAAUUUCCUCAGGAUGAAUUGAAUUGAAUCUACUUUCACAUUUGAUUCUCAAAAAUAAUCUAUUAAUACAACCAAGGAGCCCUGGUGGCACAGUGGUUAAGACCUCAGCUGUUUAACCAUAAGGUCAGAAGUUUGAAUCCACCAGCCACUCCUUGUAAACCCUGUGGGGCAGUUCUGCUCUAUCCAGAAAAGUGAAAGCUUUUAUGCAUCGCUUAUUCUAAAAGUUUUUUCACUGUUAAUUAUUUUAAAAAAGGAAAUUAAACUGCAGAGUCCAGAGUAAAGAUGAGUGAACAUUUAAGAACACGCUGAACAACUUUGCUAUUUAAAGAUAUUCCUCACAUAAAUAAAUCAGUCCUUAUAUUAUCAGUUAACAUUGUUGAACAUACCAAUUAGCUUCGUACAAGUUAAACCCAGAUUUAAUGAUCAUAGAUUUUGUCCCUGUCUUCCAUCUGUGCCGAUCACUGGUCACAAAUAGACUGAAUCCCUACAUCCUACUAGAGGUGGAAAGCCCCAAACUGCCAAGACUACGGUAGAUAAGAGCUGCACACAGCCUUUGAAGAAUUACACAUCUUCAUUCUCUCCACAAGAAGCCCUGGUGGCAAAAUGUUUAAGUGCUCAGCUGCUAACGGCAAGGUUGGUGGUUCAAAUCUACCCAGCAGCUCCACGGGAGAAAAAUCAGGUGAUCUGCUUCCAUAAGAUCACAACCUAGAAAACCUUAUGGCACAGUUCUACUCUGUCACAUGGGGUCACUAUGAGUCAAAAUUCACUGGACUGCUCCUAACAACAACAUUCUCCCUACUGAGUGCGUUAUAUGCAUCAUAUUUCUCAGUACUCCAUGAAAAUCAGAUGAUCUUUAAAAUGUCUGUUUAUGGAUAUACUAUAGAGUUUGUCUUUAACAUCAUGAAUAUGUAAAUAUAAAAUAGUGAACAUUCUAAGUUUAUAUACUGAAAGUAUUUCAUAGCCUUAUUCCAUUAUGAGAAUGUUAGGUUGAUUGACAUCACUAGAUGAACUUGAAGAUCUUUUUAACAGCAACAAAAAAUAUUAUGGACAGCUUUCUGGCUGUUGGGGGUAAAUAGCAAAUGUUCUAGCUUUGUAGGCAUUUGGACGGCAUUUUGACAUUCCUUCAUAAUAAUAGUAGAAAUCCUAGACAUUCUGUUACAUAAUUUAAAGCCAAAAGCUAUAAAGCUAGGAACUACUUUAUCAUGCCCAAUAUUCUAGUAAGGAGAUUUUAGAAACAAAAUAUUAAAAGGAAUGUAUCACCUUAAUGCAUGUAUUCUCAAUGAGGGCAAUACUGCUCCAACAAGGACAAAAAUUGGUUUUGGGGGUGGGAGGGGGAAACUUUUUAUGUAUAAAGCACAGAUACACAUAGAAUGCAUAAACAGAUAUGUGAUGUAUCUGUGUUAUUAAAAUUUCAUGGGGUGGUCAGUUAGGAAAAAUGUUUAAAAAGAUUCCUUGGGAGAAUGAUAGAGAAAUAAACAUUGAGAAACACUGCUUUAAUACAUGACUAUACCAUAUUUCAUCAACUGUACCCCAAGACACCCUAUUACGAAUUUCCAAGAAAGAAAGGUACCAAUUAAUUGUAAGAUGCCAUUGCUUGCAAAAUGUAUCCCAAUUUGAUAUGUAGAAAUGUUUUAAAUGCUCCUUAAAGUCAAUGAUACUCCAUAUGUACCACCCCCUGUUUUACGAUACACAUGCUUCAGCUCUGGAAACAUUUUUAUUGACAGCAUGAGUUUUAAACUUUAUGCUAAGGUACUUAAAGCCUCUUGGCUUGUUUCCAGUUCUAAAUAUUAUGAAAGAUUUAGGAGAUAUGAGUUGUCAUUAAAUAAAUAUUUUCCAUCUAACACAUACUCAUAAGUGCUAGAGCAUGGCAGAGUCACUAGUCCCAGUAUAAAUCCUACCCACAUCCUGAAGAGGAACUAGAGGUUAGACACAGAGGGCAAACUUACCCUGGCUUCUCUAGAACUUUCCCAAUAAGAACAGUUAUGUUCUCUGAUCCAGCACUGUGCUCUGUACUCUUCAUGCAUUAUUCCACUCUGUCCUCAAAUAUCCCUAACUUAUAUAAUUAAUAUCCUUAUACUCUUAUAAAGAUGUGUUUUAUAUAUUUGUUCAUUCAACAAAUAAUUAUUCAGCACACUUUUAUGUGUUGAGCACAAGAGAAUCUUUGUCUAAGAGGAUGAAGCCCUCUUAUAGCUAAUAUUCUAGUUAGGUGUGUGUGCGAGGUUGGGGAGAGUGAGGGUGGGAGUGAGACAUGAAAAACUGAGGCAUUAAAAGAUGAAGUAACUUGUCCCAAUUCACACAGCCAAUAGGUGGCAGAACCAGGACUGACCUACAAUCUGCCUGACCUUGAAAUUGAUACUCCUGAAAGCUUUAGUACAUAUUGAAUUACUCCAACACGACCCAAGCAAAGGAAUUCACAAGCCAACUUCUUGUGAAUAGAGAAGUUUAAUACCCCUUAAGAAAAAGACCAGCUUAUUCUUAUAAGUGGAAUGGUGCUUUUAACGAAUUGUUGUGGUUAACAACCCUUAUAGUCAGAAAUUAGACAAAUAUAUACAUAUAUCUUUAGAACAAUUAAUAGUUGGAAGAUUUUUAAAGUGAAAAAAUUUUUAAAUAUAUAUAUUUUCCUAUCAUAAAAGAUUUUAAAAAUAUUCUCCACAAAUGUGCUAUGUUAGAUAUAUAAAUUUUGUCAAAAUAUGGACAUUUCAAAAGAAAUUUUUAAAUAUAAUUGCUUGGUCAACUUCACUGCUGUAUAAAAUAUCAGUGUACUCAUUCAACCAGUGCACAUAUAUGUAAACCAAAUUUAAGUAACAAAACAAGGCAGGCACUCUGUUCAUUUUCUAGUCCAUCAUUUUUAAAGCAGUUGACAUUUUUUAAAAUCUAAGAAUCAUUUCUAUCAAAUAAUAUUUAAUUUUUUCUAAUAGAAAAUAAUGGAAUGACUAUGUUUAAACUACUUAGAGAACACCAAUUAAGGGGGAAAAAAAGCCAUUUGAGGGCACAGAGGUAAUGCUGGAAUAUCUAAAAGAAAUUUUAAGAAGUUGUUGCAGUAUAGCUAAUAGAAGUGACAUAAUAUUCAUGUUUUAUUGUUUUGUUUGUCCUUAUGUGCAAUGAACUGUUGUAUUUAUCAUUUUAUUGCAAUGCAGUAUAAUGUAUCAGGUGCACAAAGAAGUUAACUGAGGCAGAUAUCUCAGUUCUGUGUGUCAAUAUGGAAUUCUUACUCUUUUCCCUAAAACCUUGUAACUAACUUUUGCAUAUGCUGGCCCAAGUUGUCUAAACAAAACGUUAUCAGGUAAACUCAAUACUUUGACAAAUAAUUCCACUGAUACGUUUUGUUAGCAUGAAAAGCCUGGUUCUGUGGAAAUACUAGCAUUAAUAUCUUUAUCUUAUCAAUCCUUCAAUUCAGACCCAAGAAGGUAUCAGUUGGCAAAUGAUGGAUUCUAGUGUUUCUAUUUGUGAUUUCCUUUUCAAAAUAUCUCCACCUCCAAACCUUUCUCCAAGCAAAAAUAAUACAUGGAAGAAAAAUGUCAGAUAGGGCAGAACUUUACUCAUAAAGCCCAUUGGUAAUUGCUUACAUGUACAAUUUUAGGGGUAAUGAGAUAAUCGGAUUACUCACCAUCCUCUAGUUCCUACUUCCUUUCUAUUAUAUUAUAAUCACUGUCUUGCAUUCUCCUCCACUUCGUUGACCCUCUCUUCCUUCCUGAUAUUUAACAGGUAAAAUCCCCAACCUUAUUAAAUACAAUCCUGUGCUUACUUGUAACUGCCCCUUUGGAGCGGAUCGUGAAUACAGAAAAAAACAAACAAAAAACAAUGCAUGCUGCUUGCUCUCACUUUACAUUCAUGCAGGAAACCUGCCCGAAUGAACUCUAAAUGUUGCCAGGUAAUUCGCUCUCUCUAGAAAAAACACCUCCCUUUAA